Xyrichtys novacula (pearly razorfish) is the source of this 5417-nucleotide messenger RNA. The record is from the annotation of a GenBank genome assembly. NCBI's taxonomy places the organism in Eukaryota, Metazoa, Chordata, Actinopteri, Labriformes, Labridae.
AGAGUAAGACGUCAUUAAAUUCCAUCCUCCGGUUGUGUAACGGCUGUAGUUCUGAAUGUAGAGGCCCCGCCCAACUAUCUUUAAAUACCCGCUAUCGCUGCACACAGCUGCACGACAGAAGCAAAUGGGGACGCGAUAAUAUAUAAAUGUGUUUUUGAUUAUUUAACAGCAACGUGAAUUCUUUAACUUUUUGGACUUUGUUUGACUUCCAGCAUGGAGUUGGACCGGCGGCUUCUGCUAGCCCACUGCACGGCUCACGCCCUGUCGAUCGUGGCGGGCUUGCUGGUGGUCGUCCCCAUGGCUCUCAACGGCUCCGCUUUCAAAGGCCGCUGUGCUCUCUUCUCCACCGGCUACUGGAGGACAGAGACCCGGACCGAGAUCACGGGGCAGCCCGGGGACGUCUCUCACUUGGUGAUACAGCAGUGGGGACCGCCUGCAGCCUGUCAGUUCGCCACAUUCGUGGGUAUUUUCACGGUGCUGUACGGUGCGGCACAGGGCUGGAGAUGUCUCUUCUAUCUUCACGGACGACAUGAUGAGUGAGUUCACUGGCACACCCCCACUGACCCAGUUCUCCAGUUAACUCUAUUGCUGCAGUGGUAUUAGUAAGACUUGUAAACACACUCAAAGCUGGAAUAUAAAUACAUUCACUUAUCGACUCCAAUUAUGUUUUACAAUACUGAGUGACAUUACUCAAGUGUUUACACCACUUUAUACAUAGAAUCUAGUUUUACAUCUGGAUUCAUCUGGGGUGAAAACUGACGAAUGUUAUUUACAAACCUUAUUACUACUGUAUGAUUUGUGACUACGGAGUUAGCUUUAUUAAGCAAUUCAAAGGGUCCUCUGCAGUUAUGAUACAGUAAGACACACUAUUCAGAAUUUUGUCCUUCUGAGAACUUUUGAUACAGUCCAAUAACUAAGAUUUUAAAUGCAAAGCUUACCUUCAAAAUCUAGCAGGGGAGACCAGGGCUUGUUGUCACACUGUUUGCACUCUUAUAUAUUUCCUGGAAUCAAUACAUCAUAUAUAAACAAAAUGUUUACCAGGUGAAAAACUAAAGUCUCAGGUAUAUUAUUCGUAUUCAUGUCAUUGUCAUAUCUUGUGUCAGUGCAGAGUUGUAAGCAAUCAAAUGAAGAGUGUGAACAUGUGACAUGUUGCCCCACCAUCCGAUUAGUUGUCUCACUAUAUGGGGUAAGAUGUCACAGUGGAUUUUGCAGCUAAUAAACAAGGACAAAACUACUGUUGCUCUCAUUUUUUUACUUGAAAGUGAACAUAAAAUUAGGCACAGAAAAUGUUUAACGUUAAGCUAGAAAAAGUCAUUGAACAUAGCCAUUGAACAAACGUUAACAAAAAGUAUUAUGCAACAUGCUCUGGAGUUUGGAGCGCUGUCUGACUCCCUAUUUCAGCUGGGGUGAAUGUUUUGCAGUACCGAGCUGAGGUAGUUGACAUUAAAGUCCUUUAUUGUCCUCCAGAUUGAUUUAUUAGCUAGGGUCACCUGCCUGACUGUCCUCAGCAUCAUGUCAGACACUGCAUUGUCAUGUUCUGUUCUUGUUUUGUAACCCCUGACCAUGUCUUCUCGCUCUCCUUUAAAUCACUCUUCUCUUUGUAAAAAUAAAGUCAAAUUUUCAAUUUGACAACUGCUGAUAAGCAGACUCUCUAUGUUAAUUUUAAUCCCUUUUAAACAUGUGACAACUAACCCCAAAAUGACUGAUACAUGUUGCCCCAAACUACCAUGUUUGCUAAUUCUAGCUCUAGCCUAAAGUUAGCUUAAAACAGAACAAUGACUGAGGUAUGACAGGAUGCCUUAAUCUUUCCCCUAACAAGUCCAAAUAUAUCACUGUUAGGACUUUUAUCUGGAAGAAGCUUAUUUUAAAAUAUAUAAAGUUAUUUUUUUUCACUUGGGUUGUGCAAAAUGAUUAAUUGGUGCUCAUCUCAGCUCACAAUGUGCUCCUCUCACACAGGACAUGACCCCUGACCAUGUAAAGGAAUAAAACUAGUAUUCCACUUUUUAGUUGCGCCCCCCGGUGGCAAAGAUAAAUGCAAUGUGACAACUUACCCAUGUGACAACAAGCCCCAGUCUCCCCUACCUAUAGACUGUAUAUACAGUAUAUACAGUCUAUGGUAGUACUGCUUACAAAUCUUUUGUCUAUUACAGCUUCAGUGGUUAGUAUUAAAAUGCUUGGUUAUACUUAGAAUAUUUAAUCAGCAAAACAGCUUUUGUAGAUGUGAAUACCAGCGUGUCUAACAAAAAUCCCUUGAUGCAUAUCUAAUGUGUGUAAUGUGUAUCUGCGCAGCACCCUGUUCUCGUCCUUCCUGACGGUUCUGCUGAGUGUGUGCGUGCUCUUCCUGUCUGGAGGGGCCAGUGUUAUCUUGUCUCUGGGGCUGGUUUCCUGGUGUGACACUGUGACUGAUGACAACACACGGCCUCACAGGUACAAUGCCCAAGGAUGAACUUAGUCACAGUAAAACAUAACAGUGAUGUUCAGUGAUGAGCUGGUCAUCAGGCAUUUGGCCUCACAAGAGGUCUGCUGUCACACUGUCAGCAUGAGCUAACCAUAGACUGUACUGCACAAAUGUGAUUGUUAUAGUUAUUUCAUGACCUGCUGUUGCUGAGUAAUGUUUUUUGAGUGUUAGAUGUUUUUGACUUUGUGGAUUUCUGGUCUCUGUAAUAAUAGUAAUUAUAAUUUUAACCUGCAAUGUUGUUAUGAUAAAUUCUGAUCUGUUAUGGGUUUAAAAUGGUGAUGUAGAUCUAUAAGAUAUAUGAUCCAAUGUUGGUGAUAAUCUAUAAAGAGUAUGGCAUGAUCAUUCUGUGGGUCUAGUUUCUUAUCACUUUAACGUUUGUGUUCAGUUGUGCAGAGUCCCAGACUGUUCCACUGUACCUGGAUGUAAAUACGUCCUCUUUCUACACAGACCUCAAUCUGGCACAGGUGAGAUGAUUUGACAACAAACACACACAUUAAGCGCUCAUAUACUGCCAUGUUAGGCUGGGAUAUUUAUACCCCUGUUGCACCUUGUCUGCAAUGUGUAAAGACCAAAUGCAUAAUGUUUGGGCAAAGGAGUCCACCUCCAAUAUUCCCCUGAAAGUAGUAAUGGAGGUGGAAUUGGUGAAGGAGGCGGUGAUGUGUAACUUUGGACCCAGUAGUACAUAUAAGCACUGUGUGUACAUGCAUGUCUAAGUGAGUGUAUGUGGAACUCCUGCUGUGGGUAAACAAAAACUAUGCCACUUGUAUUCCCGCAAAGGUGUAACACAAUGUGUAAUGACACUCUGGGACACCAAUGUUACACCUUUUUGUUUUGUGUAAGAAACUAUUGUAUACAACAGAGAGCCAAAGUUAUGCCUGUUUUCUAGAAAAAAAGCUUUUGCCUUACAACUUGUGCUUUCUCUUAGGAAUGGCUAUAAAGUGCUUAACUGCACUAUGAAGUUAUCUUAGGUAUGUUAGUAAUAUCAGCAUGGACCUAAACCUUAUAAGAAUAAAACAGAUAAAACCAAAUGUGUUAUGUAAAGAAAUGAACAUUUGCCUUUUUAUAGAUAAUUGUCUUCAGGCAUGAAAGAAUGUCUUUUUGUGGAUACAGUCAUAUACUGUGAAUCAGAUUAGACAGAUGACUUAUAAAAUAGAACUACAGCUGCAGUGAACAUCUAUCCAUUGGAAAUUUCUCAUUUCAUGAAGUACUGGUGUAAAUUCAUCAAAUUUUCUCAUCACAAGUUUCCCAACUCCAACACAAUGUCAUCACAGAUUUCUCUGUGUCAAGUUAUAGCAUCACAGAUAUUUUUUUCUUUACUUGAAAAGCACGCUGCUCCUUAGUCUAUGAAGUUUAAUGGUUUGAUGCUUGUAAACAUUACAAAUCUCUGCCCUGUGUCCUCAGGUGUCUCUGUGGUGUGUGACCAUGCUUUGGCUGAUCCAAUCCAUCCUUGCUUUUCUGAGACUCUACCACUCUCACAGCCAGCAUAUGAGUGGACCAUGUCGUCCACGAGAGAAGGAAAUGCUGUUGGGACACAGUCCAUCAGAGAGCCGCUCACCGUCUCCUCCUCAUCCUGCAGCAACACCCACUCUGCUGGUCUAAUUAGUGUGUAUGUUAACAUUAUCUGAGGCCACUCCACAGCUCUACUAUAGUAACAUGCUCUUAUUGUUAUAUUUUUCAUCAUCUUACAUAACAAAGCCCGUAAUCUGAAAUCAACAAGAAUUGUUGGGAAAGCCAAAGAUUAUGGUAUGUUCAGAUUGUUUACAAUCAGUGUCACCAUUACAUGGUUUGGUUCUUCAAAGAGCACUGGCAAUUUGCAAUGUUAAAUACAAAGUAAAUCUCAAAUAGUAUUAGCCAAAUUAGACAAAACAUUUCCUCACAUUUACCCUAUGAGAAAUAUCACUUCAUAGAUAUUUUUACUUGAUUUUUGAAAUCCUGAAAUAGUGGGACUCAUAGUCUGCCAGGCAGUAUUAUGUAAUGUUAUAUUUCAGCUGGGCCUAAAUUUCAUACAUUACGUAACACUGCCAUCCAUUACUUUUCUCAUUGAGCCCAGUUUAUGUCUUUUUGUGUAUUUGUUACAUUUCAGUCCUGGAGCUAAAAACUCAGUUUCAGGAAAAAUCCAAACCUUUUUUUAGAUUAUUUUCAGCUUAAAAAAAACUAUUUAAGAAUUACAGUUACAUAAUAACUGAGAGUUAUAACUUACAGAAAGCAGGGACUAAUCUCUGAUGUAUCUUGGGACAAAAGGGAUUAUAGAGAAAAGAAGGGAACAUUCAACAGAAUAACUAAAGUGCAUGUAUUCUGCGAUCUAAAAGAAGGUGUUUUAUUUUUUUAAUGUGCAUGUUCGUUUACAUUUCUUGGACAGUCCUGCUCUCAUCAGGGAGAAUACAAGUCUGUUGAGAAUUCUGAGUGUCAUUUUCAGAUGUAGCACUGAAGCUUUAACUGUGAAGCAUGUGGUGAGAGUGUGACUGAGCCACCAUGUAUGUGAAACAGGCUCACUGUGUGAGCAUGACUCAAUACUCUGUUGUGUAAUGGAAAAGUCAUUGCUGACCUUCUCUCCUCUUGUGACGAUAGUUAUUAUGAUGCUGUUUGUGUGGACACGGCCGUGAUGAGGCAUUUUAGACAUGGGUAAUUCUUAAUGCAGAGACCAAAAGGGUCAGUGAGGAAGAAAGAAGUGUCUUCACUUUCCUUAGUGUUGUGUAUUUUUUUUCUUAUCUAGCCAAGUGGUUGUAAUGACGCACAGACAGUGGAGUGAAAUAUCUGAGGAACUGAGAGAUGGGACAGUAAAUUUUCUAGAGAGUAAUUGUAAAAUAUGAAAUGUUUUUAUUAAUCAUUAUAACUGACUAUGGUUAUACUUUUACUUGUUGACCAGUCUGUGUUUAUUCACAUUCAAGUAUUUUUCUUUGUCUGGUUUGUUGCAAUAAAAGCUUGAUAUCAUGACUCAAGACUGAUUUUUUUUUUUUUU